Molecule: messenger RNA, 402 nt
Organism: Ostreococcus lucimarinus CCE9901
Lineage: Eukaryota; Viridiplantae; Chlorophyta; Mamiellophyceae; Mamiellales; Bathycoccaceae
Exons: 1
Biological process (GO): DNA repair; DNA alkylation repair
Cellular component (GO): nucleus
Molecular function (GO): dioxygenase activity
Source: RefSeq, a predicted model, not a curated record
UGGGCGGGCGAUCUACCGUACAAAUAUAGUGGCCAGACGCUCGAUCCGGUACCCGUGCCUGAGGUGUUGCGCCGCCUGCAGACCGCGGUUGAGGCGAAAUGCGGCGCGACGUUCAACCAUAUACUUUUAAAUCGUUAUCGCGAUGGGGACGAUUCCAUGGCGUUUCACGCCGAUGACGAACCCGAACUCGGUAAAAACGCGUGUAUCGCGGCCGUGAGCGUCGGUCACACGAGAAAGUUUGACGUUCAGGUGAAAUCUCGAGCGAAGAAGAAGACAUCAAUCUUUCUCGAGCACGGCUCGCUGAUGGUGAUGGACGGUUCCUUGCAGCACACUCAUUAUCACGCGGUGCCGAAGAAUCGCGUCCCGACGAACGGAAAAGAACGAAUCAAUAUCACGUUUCGA